This is a messenger RNA of Arctia plantaginis, 507 nucleotides long. Lineage: Eukaryota; Metazoa; Arthropoda; Insecta; Lepidoptera; Erebidae. The record is from the annotation of a GenBank genome assembly.
AUGUUGGCGUGCGACGCGAGUCAUAGGUCGGCGCAGGCACGUGUGUUUGACAAUGCUACUGGCAGCGCGCAAUCACUCUGCGAAGGGACGUGUGUCUUUCGGCCGCAUCGCGCUACUCAAAAUUUUACUCUAACUGUACUUACUGCAAUACAUUCUAAAAAUUUGCAAGCGAAAGUGGAGCGCUUCGCGUUAUGCUUGCAUUCUUGUCUUUGUAGUAGAGUCGUUCCAUUCAUGGAGAUAACGGCUUGCGCCAAGGCGACAACGGGAAACAAUUACGCUAUUACAAAAGGUCUUAAGGAUUCUAAUUACGAGAGGAUCCUUUCAUCCGUAAACCCGGAUCGGAUACGAAGCCGUCCCAUUAUCGCGUGCCAUAAACAUUUCUGGAUUUCAUAUCCGCGGCACGGCUGGGACCGCCUCGCUUAUUACCUCCGCGCGGAAAAGAAUAACAUCGUUUUGGCACUUUUGACGGGAAUUCCGGAUGCCUACGUUCAUAUUGUGCGCCGUUAA